Molecule: messenger RNA, 1259 nt
Organism: Pyricularia grisea
Lineage: Eukaryota; Fungi; Ascomycota; Sordariomycetes; Magnaporthales; Pyriculariaceae
Exons: 6
Coding region: 290-883 (197 amino acids)
Biological process (GO): endoplasmic reticulum to Golgi vesicle-mediated transport
Cellular component (GO): membrane; Golgi apparatus
Molecular function (GO): SNAP receptor activity
Source: RefSeq, a predicted model, not a curated record
GUAACGAUUACGGCCAGUAAAUCCAUGUGACGCCACCUCGAAAAGGCGAUCGCGUUGCGGACUCUGAACACACCCUUUAUCUACUGAACCGAACCCCUUUUGCAUCCCGAGUCUCCGGUCUGCGACCUCCUUCGAAUUCCCAGCUUCGUUUGGAUUCAUCAACAACUUGGCUUUCCGGAAAAAAAGUGAAGCCGCGAACUUUGUUCACUACUCCAAAACCACUAGCUCGAACGACAUCACCCCGCCAAACGUCCGUUGACCGACACUCUCCCACAUCGAUACCGGCACCAUGAAGUUGCACUACAUCGGAAUCUUCCGCAAUGACAGCAAGCCGGCCCACGAGAUUGUCGCCGAGAAGGAGCUGAGCGCAUAUUCACGCUUCACUCGCUCCAACUAUGCUGAGUUUAUGACAUUUACUUCCAAAACCGUCGCCGAGCGGACCAAGGCAAGACAACGACAGGACGUAGAGGAGAAUGAGUACACCUUCCACGCAUACGGACGGACCGAAGGGAUCUGCGGCAUCAUCAUCUCAGACCACGCCUAUCCGGCCCUCGUGGCGCAUCAGCUACUUUCCAAAGUGGUCGACGAGUUCUUGGCCAAGCACCCGCGUUCUGCCUGGGCGACCGGCAGCCCAAGCUUACCCUUUCCCGAGCUCAAGGAGUACAUCACCACGUAUCAGGACCCGCACGCUGCCGACAGCAUUCUCAAGAUCCAAAAGGAGCUCGACGAGACCAAGAUUGUGCUGCACAAGACCAUCGAGUCAGUGCUUCAGCGUGGAGAGAAGAUUGACGACCUUGUUGCCAAGAGCGACGGGUUGAGUGCUCAGAGCAAAAUGUUUUACACGCAAGCAAAGAAGCAGAACUCGUGCUGCAUUGUCAUGUGAACGGUUAUUGGGUACCAGCAAUUGUUUAGCUUAAUGAGAGACGUGCGUCGGCACAUAGUCGGACAUGUCCUUGCAUUCUUUUCGCAGCGUUUUCGUCUCAAGGUGGCUCAAUCGUUUUUUGUCUUUUUCUUGUUUUUGAAUCUAUGACAAUUUAUCCCUUUAUCGUUCUUUUUCAAAGCCUAGAACCUGUCUUGCUGUGCAGGAUUUCAUCAGCGUGACUAGUCUGAUGCAUCGACGAAUAUCCUUUUGUCUGUAGGCUAGUCAGCGAUGGCAUUGCACGAUAGCCUGCAGGACCGCGAUCAUUUCGUCAGUAUUCUCGGAUGAUUGAAAAACGCUAUUUGUCUGCAGGUGCUCUGGCCCGAAUUGAUCUUGUCUU